Messenger RNA from Pichia kudriavzevii, 408 nucleotides. RefSeq lists its product as uncharacterized. The coding region runs from base 1 to 408 and encodes 135 amino acids. The transcript has a single exon. Lineage: Eukaryota; Fungi; Ascomycota; Pichiomycetes; Pichiales; Pichiaceae. The record is from RefSeq and is a predicted model, not a curated record.
AUGAGAUCCCUUCCGCAGCCCAGGUACUCAAGAAGGCGGACACUUCAGAGAAUAUUCAGGUCAGUAGUCAACCUAUUCAGUACAGGCUACGUUUCAGAUUCAUCUGCAUUUACACAUCAUACUGUACUUGACAGAUCCUCUCAUAAGACAAGGAUCAGAAGAUCGAGAGUUACUGGGCGUCCAACUCCGAGGCAUACCGUGGUGAGUAAACUUGGUAACAAGCUAGUUUCUGAAUUAAUUGAAGACGAAACCAUCAUUGCUAAUAUCGUCACGAAUGAAUUCGGGAGUUUUGCUACCAAGAUUGGACAUGGUGGUAUAACGGCUGCUAAUGAUGUAAACAGAAAUGCCAAAAAGGGUUGGCUCAGUCUGUGGAAGAGAGGCAAACAUGUAGAUUUAGGAAUUUUUUAG